AUGGCGGCAGCACCGGUUACACCAGCGUCCAGUCUCCACGUCGACAGUGAUGUGGUCGCCCAACACGACCCCGAGAGCCAGCAUCGCCCGAGAGAGAAGAAGGCCGGCUCGGAAAAGGUUUCGGCCUUCCAGUCUCUCGGAUGGCUCGACCGAUUUCUAGCCGUCUGGAUCCUGCUCGCCAUGAUUCUCGGCAUGCUCUUGGGCAACUUCGUCCCUCAGACGGGGCCGGCUCUGCAAAAGGGCAAAUUCGUGGGAGUGUCGAUUCCAAUAGCAAUCGGUCUCCUUAUUAUGAUGUACCCCAUCCUCUGCAAAGUUCGCUAUGAGUCCUUGCACGACAUCUUUUCGCAGCGGGGCGUGUGCAAGCAGAUUGCUUUCAGUGUCUUUGUAAACUGGAUCGUGGCACCUUUUUUAAUGCUUGCUCUAGCAUGGGCUUUCCUCCCCGAUAAGAGUGAUUUGCGUACAGGUUUGAUACUGGUCGGUCUCGGAAGGUGCAUCGCCAUGGUGCUUAUCUGGACAGGCCUGGCAGGGGGCGACAGCGAAUACUGCGCCAUUCUUGUCGCCAUCAACUCGAUCCUGCAGAUGGUCCUCUUCGCUCCGAUGACGAUUUUCUUGCUCCGAGUCAUCAGCCACGACAGCAGCGUGCAGAGUGUCUCCUAUUCGGUCGUGGCCGUCAGCGUCGCCGUCUUCCUUGGCAUCCCUCUGGGCGCAGCCAUUGUGACACGCUUUGCCCUCCGCACAAUCGCCGGCCCGGACUGGUUUGAACGGCGUUUUUUCCCGUUUGCUUCGCCAUGGUCGCUGAUCGGGCUGCUGUACACGAUCCUCGUCCUGUUCGCGUCGCAGGGCCACGCUGUCGUGCACCAGAUCGUCAGCGUGGUGCGCGUGGCCGCGCCGCUGGUCGUGUACUUUGGUCUGGUCUUUUCCCUGACCUUGUGGGCCACGUAUCGCCUUGGCUUCGGUUAUGCCCUGGCGGCAACGCAGAGUUUCACGGCCGCGAGCAACAAUUUCGAGCUGGCCAUUGCGGUCACCGUGGCGACGUUUGGCCCAGACAGCGACCAGGCACUCGCGGCCACGGUGGGCCCACUGAUCGAGGUGCCUGUGCUGCUGGGCCUGGUGUACUUGGUUCGAUGGGUUGGAAACAGGUGGAACUGGAAAAAUUGA
Messenger RNA from Sporothrix schenckii 1099-18, 1158 nucleotides. RefSeq names its product arsenite transporter, ACR3 family. The coding region runs from base 1 to 1158 and encodes 385 amino acids. The transcript is spliced from 4 exons. NCBI's taxonomy places the organism in Eukaryota, Fungi, Ascomycota, Sordariomycetes, Ophiostomatales, Ophiostomataceae. Gene Ontology annotation, cellular component: plasma membrane. The record is from RefSeq and is a predicted model, not a curated record. Gene Ontology annotation, molecular function: arsenite transmembrane transporter activity; antimonite transmembrane transporter activity; antiporter activity. Gene Ontology annotation, biological process: antimonite transmembrane transport; arsenite transport.